Molecule: messenger RNA, 376 nt
Organism: Ilex paraguariensis (yerba mate)
Lineage: Eukaryota; Viridiplantae; Streptophyta; Magnoliopsida; Aquifoliales; Aquifoliaceae
Source: the annotation of a GenBank genome assembly
GACCUUUAUACCUAGCCAUGUGGAAGAGGUGUUAAUGAUGAUUCUAUGUGGUACACAUCUUUUGGAGUUUCAUAUUCCUGCGAAGUUUGUAAAGUUUCAGUUGCAUUUGGGAGAAGAGACUGUGGUUACUGUAGGACUUUUUGGAAUCAACAAAAUAUCAGCAGAAAAGUUUACCGUUUUGUAGGUGACAAUAUACAUUACGGAUGUUUUGCCUUCGCUUGUUCACAUGUCAUUGGGGGCGGUUCCACUUGUUAACUUCUCUAGAUUAUUGCCUAUGAUUGGCUCAAUGUCCUUAAUUUAACUUUUUAUGUCCCCAUCACAUUGACAAAUUAAUUUUCUUGUUUGAUAUUUCUCAGAAUAGAUUAAUGGAAGCUUG